AUGAAGAAAAAUUCUGGAAAACAUAGAAGACAAUCACAUAACGAAACAAAUCACAAACCACUACCUUUAAUCCCUCUAAUUAUUCCUACUAGUGUUCAUCCUCAAGCCGAAUGGAUUACUUUUAGUGAAGGUGUUUCCAUUGCUGCAGAACGAGCAAAUAAAAAAAUACCAUAUUACAUGCUUCCGGUUCUUGGUACUUUACCAUCUGUUCAUCAUGUUUAUGCGGAGUGGUAUUUCGGUUUGGAUGGUAAACCAGCAAUCAAAACAUUGAUCGAAAAAUAUGGAAAAGACUGGAUUAGAGAUAACAAUGCGAGAUUGUGUCGCCGUAGAUUUUUAAUUAAUGAGAUCGAGAUGAGGGAGAUGCAACAUAGUACAGCGGAAGCAUUGGUUUUAUUGGAUGGUUUGAGAGGUGAUGACGGCCUAAAUAGAUUAGUUGAUGUUAAAUUGUUGGGACGUCCUAGAUAA
Messenger RNA from Dentiscutata erythropus, 465 nucleotides. Lineage: Eukaryota; Fungi; Glomeromycota; Glomeromycetes; Diversisporales; Gigasporaceae. The record is from the annotation of a GenBank genome assembly.